AUGGCGAUCUCUUUUCUCUGCCUUUGCCUCAUUACCCUCGUUUCAUUAAUCUUUCUCUUCAAAAAGAUUAAGAACUCUAAACGGAAUUUUCCUCCAAGCCCUCCCAAGUUUCCGGUCAUCGGAAACUUACACCAGAUCGGAGAAUUGCCUCACAGGUCACUUCAACGUCUCGCGGAAAGAUAUGGACCCGUGAUGCUUCUUCACUUUGGUUUUGUUCCUGUGGUUAUAGUCUCAUCAAGAGAAGCAGCUGAAGAAGUUCUUAAAACUCAUGACCUAGACUGUUGCAGCAGGCCUAACCUUGUCGGGACAAAGCUACUCUCGCGUGGUUUCAAAGAUAUCGGUUUUACGCCAUACGGUGAAGAGUGGAAGGAGCGGCGCAAGUUCGCGGUGCGUGAGCUUUUCUGCCUGAAAAAGGUUCAGUCUUUUAGGCACAUCAGAGAGGAAGAAUGUAACUUUCUGGUAAAGAAACUAUCGGAGGAUCCAUCUCCGGUUGAUUUGAGCAAAUCCCUUUUCUGGUUAACCGCAAGUAUCUUGUUUAGAGUUGCUCUAGGACAGAGUUUCCACGAGAGCAAGUUUCUUGAUAAAGAAGAUAUCGAAGAGCUCGUGUUCGAAGCCGAGACUGCCCUAGCUAGUUUCACUUGCUCUGAUUUCUUCCCUGUUGCCGGACUUGGAUGGCUCGUUGACUGGUUUUCCGGACAGCACAAGAGGCUCAACGAUGUUUUCUUCAAGCUUGAUGCUCUGUUUCAACAUGUGAUCGAUGAUCAUUUGAGUCCUGGAAGAUCAAAAGAUCACGAAGAUAUCAUUGAUUCAAUGUUGGACGUGAUUCAUAAGCAAGGCAACGAUGAUUCCUUACAUCUCUCAAUAGAUCACAUCAAAGGAUUUCUCUCGAAUAUAUUUCUUGCAGGGAUAGAUACAGGGGCCAUCACCAUGAUAUGGGCAAUGACAGAGCUCGCAAGAAACCCUAAAAUGAUGAAGAAAGUUCAAGGCGAGAUCCGAGACUGCCUUGGCAACAAUAAGGAGAGAAUCACCGAAGAAGACAUCGAUAAAGUUCCUUGCUUGAAGAUGGUAAUCAAAGAAACAUUCAGAUUACACCCUGCAGCUCCUCUUAUACUCCCAAGGGAAACAAUGGCUCACAUCAAAGUUCAAGGCUAUGAUAUUCCUCCCAAGAGACGAAUCUUGGUCAACGUUGGGGCUAUAGGGAGAGAUCCAAAACUCUGGACAGACCCGGAAGAGUUUAACCCGGAGAGGUUUUUAGGCAGCCCUGUGGAUUAUAGAGGACAUCAUUUUGAGCUCUUACCAUUUGGUUCUGGUCGAAGGAUAUGUCCAGGGAUGCCGAUGGGGAUCGCUACUGUUGAGUUGGGGCUCUUGAACUUACUUUACUUCUUUGAUUGGAGGAUUCCUGAUGGGAUGACACAUAAAGAUAUCGAUAUGGAAGAAGCUGGUACUCUUACAAUUGUCAAAAAAACACCUCUCAAGCUUGUUCCAGUUCGAGUUCACUGAUCAGAACAAAUUACAAACUUUAAAUAUGUUUGAAUAAAAACAUUAUGCAAGUCCCGUAAGCAUAAAUGUAUGAAAACUUUUCUUUUUA
Eutrema salsugineum is the source of this 1588-nucleotide messenger RNA. RefSeq names its product cytochrome P450 71B19. NCBI's taxonomy places the organism in Eukaryota, Viridiplantae, Streptophyta, Magnoliopsida, Brassicales, Brassicaceae. The coding region runs from base 1 to 1500 and encodes 499 amino acids. Gene Ontology annotation, molecular function: iron ion binding; oxidoreductase activity, acting on paired donors, with incorporation or reduction of molecular oxygen; monooxygenase activity. The transcript is spliced from 2 exons. The record is from RefSeq and is a predicted model, not a curated record.